Messenger RNA from Liolophura sinensis, 5696 nucleotides. RefSeq lists its product as uncharacterized. The transcript is spliced from 3 exons. NCBI's taxonomy places the organism in Eukaryota, Metazoa, Mollusca, Polyplacophora, Chitonida, Chitonidae. The record is from RefSeq and is a predicted model, not a curated record. The coding region runs from base 254 to 5218 and encodes 1654 amino acids.
AAAAGAUCAGGCACCCCCGGAGAUAACCAUCUCAAACGCCUUGAACUACACAGCAAAAACUGACUACAACGGCAUCAACAGAUUGCAACAAUAUCUGGACAGCUCGCUGUCUUAUUGUUUUCCAGUAUAUCGAGGGCAAAGCACCUGAAUCCAGUACGUGAAGUCGCCUGUUGAAGACGUGUUGAAUAGCUGUUUACCAGUUGAAGACUUGUUAAAUUAGCUCUUGGAGAAAGCAAUUGGAGAGAAGUCGACCAUGAAGCUGAUUGUGCUGGGGAUCUUGGCAAUGGUAGCUGCUGCAAGCUGCCUGCCUCUUCAACAACACAUCCCCUCCAAAACAAAAAGAACAGCUGAAUAUGUUGUUCGUUCUAAAACAAAGAGAGAUGUUGAAUUCGACCUUCCUUCCAAAACCAAGAGAGAUGUUGAGUUCAAACUUCCCUCCAAGACCAAGAGAGAUGCUGAGUUCGACCUUCCAUCAAAAACCAAGAGAGAUGCUGAUUUAGAGCUCCCUUCCAAAACCAAGAGAGAAGCCCUUCCGUCCAAAACCAAAAGGGCAGCCCUACCAUCCCAAACAAAGAGAGAUGCUGAGUUCGAAUUUCCCUCCAAAACCAAGAGAGAAGCCCUUCCUUCUAAAACUAGGAGAGAUGCUGAGAUCGACAUUCCAUCCAAAACGAAGAGAGAUGUUCAGUUCGAAUUUCCCUCCAAAACCAAGAGAGACGCUCUUCCUUCACAAACCAAGAGAGAUGCUGAGAUCGAACUUCCCUCCAAAACAAAGAGAGAUGCUGAGUUCGAACUUCCAUCAAAAACCAAGAGAGAUGCUGAUUUAGAGCUCCCUUCCAAAACCAAGAGAGAAGCCCUUCCUUCCAAAACCAAGAGAGAUGUUGAGUUUGAAUUACCCUCCAAAACCAAGAGAGAAGCCCUUCCUUCCAAAACCAAGAGAGAUGCUGAGAUCAACUUUCCUUCCAAAACAAAGAGAAAUGCUGAGAUAGGCCUUCCCUCUAAAACCAAGAGAGAAGCCCUUCCUUCCAAAACUAAGAGAGAUGCUGAGUUCGAGCUUCCCUCCAAAACAAAGAGAGAAGCACUGCCCUCCAAGACCAAGAGAGAUGCUGAUUUCGAAUUACCCUCCAAAACCAAGAGAGAAGCACUUCCCUCCAAGACCAAGAGAGAAGCAGUUCCGUCCAAGACCAAGAGAGAAGCUGAUUUCGAACUACCCUCUAAAACUAAAAGAGAUGCCAAUUUCGAAUUACCCUCUAAAACCAAGAGAGAUGCUGAGAUCGACCUUCCAUCUAAAACCAAGAGAGAUGCUGAUUUUGACCUUCCAUCCAAAACCAAAAGAGCUACCCUGCCUUCCAAAACAAAGAGAGAUGCUGAGCUAGAGCUUCCUUCCAAAACCAAGAGAGAGGCCCUUCCUUCCAAAACCAAAAGGGAAGCCCUACCAUCUAAAACCAAGAGAGAUGCUGAGAUCGACCUUCCAUCCAAAACUAAGAGAGGUGUUGAUUUCGAGCUUCCCUCCAAAACCAAAAGGGAAGCCCUGUCUUCCAAAACUAGGAGAGAUGCUGAGCUAGAGCUUCCUUCCAAGACCAAGAGAGAAGCCCUUCCUUCCAAAACCAAAAGGGCAGCCAUACCGUCCCAAACGAAGAGAGAUGCUGAGUUCGAACUUCCCUCCAAAACCAAGAGAGAAGCCCUUCCCUCCAAAACCAAGAGAGAUGCUGAGAUCGACCUUCCAUCCAAAACUAAGAGAGAUGCUGAUUUAGAGCUUCCAUCCAAAACCAAAAGGGCAGCUCUACCAUCCCAAACGAAGAGAGAUGCAGAGAUAGAGCUUCCUUCCAAAACCAAGAGAGAAGCCCUUCCAUCCAAAACCAAGAGAGAUGCUGAGAUUGACCUUCCAUCCAAAACGAAGAGAGAUGCUGAGUUCGAAUUUCCCUCCAAAACCAAGAGAGAAGCCUUUCCUUCCAAAACCAAGAGAGAUGCUGAGAUCGACCUUCCAUCCAAAACUAAGAGAGAUGCUGAUUUAGAGCUUCCAUCCAAAACCAAAAGGGCAGCUCUACCAUCCCAAACGAAGAGAGAUGCAGAGAUAGAGCUUCCAUCUAAAACCAAGAGAGAAGCCCUUCCAUCCAAAACCAAGAGAGAUGCUGAGAUUGACCUUCCAUCCAAAACUAAGAGAGAUGCUGAGUUCGAAUUUCCCUCCAAAACCAAGAGAGAAGCCUUUCCUUCCAAAACCAAGAGAGAUGCUGAGAUCGACCUUCCAUCCAAAACUAAGAGAGAUGCUGAUUUAGAGCUUCCAUCCAAAACCAAAAGGGCAGCUCUACCAUCCCAAACGAAGAGAGAUGCAGAGAUAGAGCUUCCUUCUAAAACCAAGAGAGAAACCCUUCCUUCCAAAACCAAAAGGGCAGCCCUACCGUCCCAAACGAAGAGAGAUGCUGAGUUCGAACUUCCCUCCAAAACCAAGAGAGAUGCUGAGAUCGACCUUCCAUCCAAAACUAAGAGAGAUGCUGAUUUAGAGCUUCCAUCCAAAACCAAAAGGGCAACUCUACCAUCCCAAACGAAGAGAGAUGCAGAGAUAGAGCUUCCUUCUAAAACCAAGAGAGAAGCUCUUCCCUCCAAAACCAAGAGAGAUGCUGAGAUCGACCUUCCAUCCAAAACAAAGAGAGAUGCUGAUUUAGAGCUUCCAUCCAAAACCAAAAGGGCAACUCUACCAUCCCAAACGAAGAGAGAUGCAGAGAUCGAGCUUCCUUCUAAAACCAAGAGAGAAACCCUUCCUUCCAAAACCAAAAGGUCAGCCCUACCGUCCCAAACGAAGAGAGAUGCUGAGUUCGAACUUCCCUCCAAAACCAAGAGAGAUGCUGAGAUCGACCUUCCAUCCAAAACUAAGAGAGAUGCUGAUUUAGAGCUUCCAUCCAAAACCAAAAGGGCAGCUCUGCCAUCCCAAACGAAGAGAGAUGCAGAGAUAGAGCUUCCUUCUAAAACCAAGAGAGAAGCCCUUCCCUCCAAAACCAAGAGAGAUACUGAGAUUGACCUUCCAUCCAAAACAAAGAGAGAUGCUGAGUUCGAAUUUCCCUCCAAAACCAAGAGAGAAGCCCUUCCCUCCAAAACCAAGAGAGAUGCUGAGAUUGACCUUCCAUCCAAAACUAAGAGAGAUGCUGAUUUAGAGCUUCCAUCCAAAACCAAAAGGGCAGCUCUACCAUCCCAAACGAAGAGAGAUGCAGAGAUAGAGCUUCCUUCUAAAACCAAGAGAGAAGCCCUUCCAUCCAAAACCAAGAGAGAUGCUGAGAUCGACCUUCCAUCCAAAACUAAGAGAGAUGCUGAGUUCGAACUUCCCUCCAAAACCAAGAGAGAUGCUGAGAUCGACCUUCCAUCCAAAACCAAGAGAGAUGCUGAUUUAGAGCUUCCAUCCAAAACCAAAAGGGAAGCCCUGUCUUCCAAAACUAGAAGAGAUGCUGGGCUAGAGCUUCCUUCCAAGACCAAGAGAGAAGCCCUUCCCUCCAAAACCAAAAGGGCAGCCCUACCGUCCCAAACGAAGAGAGAUGCUGAGUUCGAAUUUCCCUCCAAAACCAAGAGAGAUGCUGAGAUCGACCUUCCAUCCAAAACUAAGAGAGGUGCUGAUUUAGAGCUUCCAUCCAAAACCAAAAGGGCAGCUCUACCAUCCCAAACGAAGAGAGAUGCAGAGAUAGAGCUUCCUUCUAAAACCAAGAGAGAAGCCCUUCCCUCCAAAACCAAGAGAGAUGCUGAGAUCGACCUUCCAUCCAAAACGAAGAGAGAUGUUGAUUUAGAGCUUCCAUCCAAAACCAAAAGGUCAGCUCUACCAUCCCAAACGAAGAGAGAUGCAGAGAUAGAGCUUCCUUCUAAAACCAAGAGAGAAGCCCUUCCUUCCAAAACCAAAAGAGAUGCUGAGAUCGACCUUCCAUCCAAAACUAAGAGAGAUGCUGAUUUAGAGCUUCCAUCCAAAACCAAAAGGGCAGCUCUACCAUCCCAAACGAAGAGAGAUGCAGAGAUAGAGCUUCCUUCUAAAACCAAGAGAGAAGCCCUUCCUUCCAAAACCAAGAGAGAUGCUGAGAUCGACCUUCCAUCCAAAACAAAGAGAGAUGUUGAUUUAGAGCUUCCUUCCAAAAUCAAAAGGGCAGCUCUACCAUCCCAAACGAAGAGAGAUGCAGAGAUAGAGCUUCCUUCUAAAACCAAGAGAGAAGCCCUUCCUUCCAAAACCAGGAGAGAUGCUGAGCUAGAGCUUCCUUCCAAAACCAAGAGAGAGGCCCUUCCUUCCAAAACCAAAAGGGAAGCCCUAUCAUCCCAAACGAAGAGAGAUGCAGAGAUCGAGCUUCCUUCUAAAACGAAGAGAGAUGCUGAGAUCGACCUUCCAUCCAAAACUAAGAGAGGUGCUGAUUUCGAGCUUCCCUCCAAGACCAAAAGGGAAGCCCUGCCUUCCAAAACUAGGAGAGAUGCUGAGCUAGAGCUUCCUUCCAAGACCAAGAGAGAAGCCCUUCCAUCCAAAACCAAAAGGUCAGCCCUACCGUCCCAAACGAAGAGAGAUGCUGAGUUCGAAUUUCCCUCCAAAACCAAGAGAGAAGCCCUUCCCUCCAAAACCAAGAGAGAUGCUGAGAUCGACCUUCCAUCCAAAACUAAGAGAGAUGCUGAUUUAGAGCUUCCAUCCAAAACCAAAAGGGCAGCUCUACCAUCCCAAACGAAGAGAGAUGCAGAGAUAGAGCUUCCUUCUAAAACCAAGAGAGAAGCCCUUCCCUCCAAAACCAAGAGAGAUGCUGAGAUUGACCUUCCAUCCAAAACGAAGAGAGAUGCUGAGUUCGAAUUUCCCUCCAAAACCAAGAGAGAAGCCUUUCCUUCCAAAACCAAAAGAGAUGCUGAGAUCGACCUUCCAUCCAAAACUAAGAGAGAUGCUGAUUUUGAGCUUCCAUCCAAAACCAAAAGGGCAGCUCUACCAUCCCAAACGAAGAGAGAUGCUGAGAUAAGCAUUCCCUCUAAGACCAAAAGAGAAGCUGAUUCAGAGCUUCCUUCUAAAACCAAAAGGGAAGCCCUUCCUUCCCAAACAAAGAGAGAUGCUAAGUUCAAACUUCCCUCCAAAACCAAGAGAGAAGCACUUCCUUCCAAGACCAAGAGAGAUGCUGAUUUCGAGCUACCCUCCAAAUCCAAGAGAGAAGCACUUCCCUCCAAGACCAAGAGAGAUGCUGAUUUUGAGCUACCCUCGAAAACUAAAAGAGAUGCCAAUUUUUAAUUACCCUCUAAAACCAAGAGAGAAGCCCUUCCUUCCAAAACUAUGUGAAUUUUUAUUUUCGACAAAGCGAAAUAUUUAUCACGCUGGAAAAAAAACAAAAAGAUCAUUCCAUGCGUUUUGCAUUGAACCAAAUCUAUUUGGACUAAGAUGUGUUUUGCAUUCCUGAUAUUAAAUAGUUUUUGGCUUCAGGAAUGUUGGUCAUUCCUAAUAGUAAGCGAUAUUCAUAUCGAUAAACAAGUGAAAGACCUUUAAUGAUCCGAUGAGAAGAAAUCUCACUGGAUAUUUUCUGAAACACUUUAAGCCUUUUAUCCGUUUGCAAGGAUAUCUACUGUUAUUUAAUUUCUAGAAGAUACUCUUGAAGGGUGUAGUACAUGUAAUUGUUGUGAGUAUGUAAUAUUUAUUGAGGGGUGUAAUGUAAAUUAUAGACGCUGUGUGUUUUAUAGACCCGUAGUCAAUAAAGUUACAAGAUAAUAUGAAA